AUGAUAUUUCGAUUUAGCUUAAAUCAUUUAGUGUUGCAGAGCAAUGGAACACGCACGGAAGAAGCGUCUCAAGCACCUUGUUUGAAAGUGUUCAAAAAGUAUUUGAUACCUCUAGGACAGUACUCGUAUCAAACAGAACUUAGCCACAAGAUUAACGUGACUAUGUCAGUUGGCAUUGUAACGAGCCUUCUAAUCCCCGCAUUUGAACAUAUAUUUGACCGCAUAUCUCAACUGUGGGAGAUCGCCGAGAUGAAUGGCGAGGUAGAAGCUUUGAAAGAAGUCACCGACGAAGGAAGUCGAUUGGGCAGUUUGUUCAGAAGUUCUUUAUGGAUAUUUGCGACAUUUUUCCUAUCCAUGCCAUUGUGUCCAGUAGUUCUGGAUUACAUUUUACCGUUAAAUGAAACUCGAGCUAGACUAUCACUUUUUAAACUGAAUUACAUCAUCGUGGACACGGAAGAUCAUUUUUACAUCGAGUAUUUCCAUUCAGCGUUCAGUUCCAUCAUCAUAGUACUGAUUAUAGCCACUUUCGAUUCGUUGUACAUGGUUAUCGUUCAUUAUGGUUGUGGAUUGUUUGCUUUAUGCGGGUAUCAGGUCAAGAAAGCAGCCGAGAUCGCAGGAACAAAUGCCACGAUUCGCAAUAAAAACGAUCUGUACAGACGCUGCGUGAUUACCCAUCAUGAAGCUAUCAGAUUUUACGAGUCCAUGGACGAGAGUACUCGUACAGGAUACCUGUUACAAGUUGUUUUCACAAUGAUUGCCUUCAUCGUAAAUGCGGUACAAGCUGUUCUGCACAUGGACAGACCCAACGAAUUCAUCGCAAUCCUCAUGUUUAUGUGUGGUCAACAGUUUCAUCAGUUCGCUCUAUGUUUGCCUGGACAAGUGCUGAUAGAUCGCAGUUUAGAUUUGAUCGACGAUAUGUAAGUUUAUAAGAUUUCUUUUAGGUGGAUUCGUCAUUGAAAAUAAAAGAAAUACAGAAAAAGUGUUUGGUUAGGAAGCUGAAAAUAUUCUCGAUAUUGUAUGAACAUUUGUCUGUGAAGAAACUAAUGAAACUUACAGUAGAUUUACG
Messenger RNA from Megachile rotundata (alfalfa leafcutting bee), 1066 nucleotides. RefSeq lists its product as uncharacterized. Gene Ontology annotation, molecular function: odorant binding; olfactory receptor activity. Gene Ontology annotation, cellular component: plasma membrane. NCBI's taxonomy places the organism in Eukaryota, Metazoa, Arthropoda, Insecta, Hymenoptera, Megachilidae. The record is from RefSeq and is a predicted model, not a curated record. Gene Ontology annotation, biological process: detection of chemical stimulus involved in sensory perception of smell; sensory perception of smell.